Aplosporella prunicola CBS 121167 is the source of this 1441-nucleotide messenger RNA. RefSeq lists its product as uncharacterized. Gene Ontology annotation, molecular function: translation initiation factor activity; RNA 7-methylguanosine cap binding. NCBI's taxonomy places the organism in Eukaryota, Fungi, Ascomycota, Dothideomycetes, Botryosphaeriales, Aplosporellaceae. The transcript has 3 exons. Gene Ontology annotation, cellular component: eukaryotic translation initiation factor 4F complex; cytoplasm. The record is from RefSeq and is a predicted model, not a curated record. Gene Ontology annotation, biological process: translational initiation. Bases 262 to 1026 code for a protein of 254 amino acids.
GAGGGUAGAAGGCGCAAGCAUCUAAAAACCGACCACAACUCCUCCGCAACCGUUCCUUCUCGCCACCUCAGUCGCGCAUAGCUCGUCAUUGUCUUCGGGCGGGAAUAUCUCGAGUAGAUCUUGGAUCUGACCCACUAGCUUCUAACGUCUCAUCCUUGACGCACGUUUGAAGCUUCGUUCAUCUGCGCUUUCAACCACCCGCACCCUAGAUCCACACACCCGCGCAACCCACAUCGCUCGCAAUAAACAACAACCACAGCCAUGGCUUCGACCGAGAACCCCCAAGAGCCUGUUCCUCUUGACACCAUUCCCAUCUCCCCCGAUGGCGGUAUUACCAACGGCACGAAGGAUGAGUCCAGCGACAGCGACCCGGUCACCGUCUUCCAUGACCCGAACAACUUCAACGUCAAGCACCCGUUGAUGAACCCUUGGACCCUCUGGUUCACCAAGCCCCCGUCGGGCAAGGGUGACAACUGGAAUGAGCUGCUCAAGGAGGUCAUUUCGUUCGACUCUGUCGAAGAGUUCUGGGGUAUCUACAACAACAUCACCCCCACCUCUCAGCUUGCUCUCAAGUCCGACUACCACUUGUUCAAGAAGGGCGUCCGCCCCGAAUGGGAGGACCCCCAGAACAAGCACGGUGGCAAGUGGGCUUUCUCUUUCCGCGACAAGAAGCUCAUCGACAUUGACUCUCUUUGGCUUCACGUUAUGCUUGCCGCGAUUGGCGAGACCCUUGAGGAGGAGGGCGACGGCGAGGUCAUGGGUGUUGUCGUCAACGUCCGCAAGGGCUUCUACCGUAUUGGUCUCUGGACGCGCACUGUCGGCAAGCCUUUCCCCGGCGGCGGCGACGGCAACACUGCUGGCGGCAAGGGCAGGAGCGUCGAGCAGGGCAAGGAGGUCCUGAUGAGGAUUGGCCACCGCUUCAAGGAAGCCCUGGGCCUCAAGGACACCGACCAGGUCGAGUUCUCGGGUCAUACGGACAGCGCGCACUCGGGCAGCACUCGCGCGAAGGCCAAGUUCGUCGCGUAAGCGCAGUGAGUCGAACUGGCUGCUCACGAGAGAUCCUCUGAGCUGUUCAUGGCGACGGAUUAUCGAGGUUACGAGUUCAAAAGUAUCCCAAGACGUAGCUGGCACGAGGGGGGGGCGGUUUUUCUCUUCUGGUUACUAUCGACGACGGCUUCAUUGCCGAGGCUUAAGCGAGGAGGGUCUUUUUUAGGCGGCUGACAUUGCAUGGCGUUCACGUUGCAGACAUCGCAAAUGAGAGGUGGAACAAGUGGCCCUCUCGGAUGUCUUAUAUUCUGGGGAAGUGGGAUUCUCAUACAUGGCACGGAUUAGCAUGGCGUUUGCCAGGGUUGCAUCAGACUUUACGAGGGUAUCUUCGGGACAGAGGUUUCUGUGUGCAUAUACAGAACACAAAAGCUUUGCUAUGCUUAGAUGUGUCUAC